GUUGCUUGGCUUUAUCUUUUGGCGCGACGUUCCGUAUGUCCCAUGUUCGGUAGUCACUUCAGGGCCAUGAAUCAAUUCACGUCGAAUGCAGUGUGAAUCGAUUAUUUCGGUUCCGGGUUCCAAUUUCAAUGAUGAGACAAAAUCCAAACAAUCUGGUAAUCAUGUUGAUUAUCCUGAUGCUGCUGGUGAUCUACGUAGUGUAUGUGAUAGUGCAAGAUAGCAACCCGAACGAACUGCUGAUUCAAAGUCUACAGGCGGAACUACGAGUGAUCAAUGAAACAUUUUCUCACACCAACGCUCCAACCGCUAUUUCCGGUUUUACAGACGGGAGCAUCUACCAUCUUGCAGAUAUCCAAUCCAAUGAAGAUGAUCUCAAACAUGGCAAAAACAUUUUCUUCAUUCUGACGACGCUUACAAACGACGGAACAAUCCAGCUAACUCCACGGCAAGCCUGUGCUAUCGAAUCAGCUGCCCGUGCCAAUCCGGACUGGAAAGUAUUCCCGUUGUUCGUUUUUGCCAAAUGGUUCAACAUCUCCAGCGACCCAUUCAUACCUUCGCUGCUACAGUUCUGCAACAUUCGGAUGCGACACGUUAACCUGGACACAUUCGCCGUUGGCAGUCCUGUGGAGAAGCUUUUCGCAGAUGGAGCUCUAGGCAAAUCUAGCUUCAUCGUUGAGCAUACGGCGGACGUAUUGCGGCUGCUCACGUUGUACAAAUACGGAGGAACAUAUCUGGACACGGAUGUGGUGGUUCGAAGGACUCUCAACAUGUUGCAGCCCAACUAUCUUGGCUCAGAAGGAAGCGGCUACGUGGCCAAUGGAGUGAUCAAUCUGGAAGCCUCCGGUUACGGACAUGAGUUUGCCGAAUCUUGUCUCAACGAUUUAGCUCUCAAUUUCGAUGGAACCCAGUGGGCUGCAAACGGGCCGUUCAUGGUAACUCGCAAUUUGCGAAAGUUCUGCAACGUAACAGACGUCUCCCAAAUGAACCGACAACAGUGCGGAGGUCAAUUGACGGUCUAUCCACCGGACGUGUUCUACCGGAUACGUUAUCCGCGGCACGAUUGGUUCUUCUACCCGGAACGAUCGGAAGUUGUGAUGAACUCCAUCAAAAACGACGUACUGGUACACAUGUGGAACAAGGCCACGAGUGGCAUCCAGCUGAAGAUUACCAGUACCGCUGCCUACAUACAGUUGGCGCAGCAGUUUUGCCCGAAUGUGGUUAUGAACGUUAAGGAAAAUUUCUAAUCCGUGUUGGAUGUUUGUUGCGAUAGCGCAUCUAUUUUUGAUACUCCGUACACAGCGAAAAAUGAAUUGUAAUAUCGCGUCGAUUUCGCUGCAUAUGAUUUGCGUCGUGGUUGUUGUUCCUAACUGCACUCGAUUCAUUGUACUUAAAUUGAUUAAAAACUUAAAUCGUUCUAUCACGUCGUUGCAAACAUGCUAUUACAGCAAUUUGAAUGUAAUCUUACGCAAUAACCCCGACGCGAGUAAUGUGCAGCAAAACGACGUUAUAUUACAGUUUUUUUUCCUGUGUAAUCAAUACAAACAAAAGCAAUCAAUCAGUACAGCAGCAAUUCGUUUUUUUUUACUGAUAGGCAGUAAGUUGCGAUAAAGUUAUGGAUAGGGGUCAUGUAAGCGAGUUAGAUCGCCAGAGUAGCUUCAACACAUUGUGAACGUGCUUAUGUUUAGCACGCACAAUUAUGGGAGAUAUUCAAAUUCCAUUCGCUGUCGAUGAAAGCACAACUGUUCCAUAUUUAGAUGUUCAAAGAGAUAUAUUUUUUUAACGAAAAACCGUUGUGUUUUACUAUAUUCAAGUGACAAAAAAUUAGAGGCAUCUCUGUAGUGAUUUCGGAAGAAAUUUCUGUUCGAAUCUCUGAUGUUAUUGUUUAAAUCUUUAGGUCCAGAUUUAAUAGUUGCGCUAGAACAGGCAUUGCAGAAUUCGUUCUCAUUUGAUUUAGAAGCACGAUCAAAGCAAGCGAAGGAAAACAUCCCAUCUGUAGCGGUCCAUGAUCGGCAAUGUAUCGCAUGUUGUGGCAAGUUUGAUAAAUAAAAGCAGUGAACGAGAGUCCCAAAGAGAGAGAGCUGAAAAA
This is a messenger RNA of Aedes aegypti (yellow fever mosquito), 2086 nucleotides long. Its product is annotated as lactosylceramide 4-alpha-galactosyltransferase. NCBI's taxonomy places the organism in Eukaryota, Metazoa, Arthropoda, Insecta, Diptera, Culicidae. The record is from RefSeq and is a predicted model, not a curated record. Gene Ontology annotation, molecular function: alpha-1,4-N-acetylgalactosaminyltransferase activity. The transcript has 2 exons. Gene Ontology annotation, biological process: glycosphingolipid biosynthetic process. The coding region runs from base 129 to 1244 and encodes 371 amino acids.